Messenger RNA from Zea mays, 2176 nucleotides. RefSeq lists its product as uncharacterized. NCBI's taxonomy places the organism in Eukaryota, Viridiplantae, Streptophyta, Magnoliopsida, Poales, Poaceae. Gene Ontology annotation, cellular component: cytoplasm. The record is from RefSeq and is marked provisional.
UGAGGGCUCUGCACGCAAUCACCCGCCGAGAGAAAAAAAAGGGCAUCGCGGCAAGGGCUUCCCUCCUCCGUCGCCCGGUCGAACCCCGCGCACUGCCGUCGAUCGGCAGAGGCGAGAGGGAAGGGGUGUUUCCCCUAGGCGGAUGAGAUGCCGACGCGCCGGAAGGUGAGGCCCGCGGGCGCGGGCGCGGCGGCGCGGCGGGCCGCGCUGCGGUGGUGGCUGCUCUCCCUCGCCGCAGCGGGCGCCAUCAUCACCGCCGCCGCCGCGCUGCUCGCCGUCACUCUCCACGUCUCCGGCCUCGCCAUGCCCUCCGUCUCCUCCGGCGCGCCCUACCGCCUCUCGCAGCCAUGGGAUACAGAGGAGCUGCGGUGGGAGCAGGAGUUCGCAUCGCCCCAGCUCGCGUCGUCACGAAAGCUGGACGGUGCGGCCGACGACGCGUUGGGGAAGAGGCUGUGGCUGCCGGCGCCGGCGCGGGGGUUCGUGCCCUGCGUGGCGCCGUCACCGGAAUACAGAAGUCCGGUGGCGUCAAAGGGGUACUUGCUCGUACACACCAAUGGCGGACUCAACCAGAUGCGCGCUGGGAUCAGUGAUAUGGUGGCUGUUGCACGCGUACUUAAUGCUACACUCAUCAUUCCAGAGCUUGAUAAGAAAUCAUUUUGGCAUGACAAAAGCAACUUUUCAGAUGUAUUUGAUGAAGAACACUUCAUAAAUUCUUUAGCAAAUGAUGUGAAAGUUGAGAAAGAACUGCCAAAGGAAUUGGUGAAAGCUCCAAAGUCUGUCAGGUACUUCAAGAGUUGGUCUGGAGUAGAUUAUUACCAGGAUGAGAUUUCUCCACUGUGGGAUCAUCGCCAGGUCAUUCGAGCUGCUAAGUCAGAUUCCCGCCUUGCAAACAACCACCUUCCUCCUGACAUUCAGAAGCUUCGUUGUCGGGCUUUUUUCCAAGCACUGAGAUUUGCUCCCCCAAUUGAAGCUCUAGGCAAACUAUUGGUGGAGAGGAUGAGGUCAUUUGGGAAAUAUAUUGCUUUGCAUUUGCGCUAUGAGAAGGAUAUGCUUGCCUUUAGUGGCUGCACAUAUGGUUUAUCACGGACAGAAUCAGAAGAACUUGCAAUGAUCAGAGAAAACACAACCUACUGGAAGGUGAAGGACAUUGAUCCAUUAGAACAAAGAUCCCAUGGGUACUGCCCCUUGACACCAAAAGAAGUCGGCAUGUUUCUUUCUGGACUAGGGUAUCCAUCAAGCACCCCAAUCUACAUAGCUGCAGGGGAAAUAUAUGGAGGUGAAUCUCAUAUGGUUGAUUUACAAUCAAGGUUCCCUAUACUGAUGAACAAGGAAAAACUUGCCUCAGCUGAGGAGCUGCGGUCUUUCAGCCAAUAUGCUGCUCAAAUGGCAGCUUUAGAUUAUAUCGUUUCAGUGGAGAGCGACGUCUUCAUUCCAUCUUAUUCGGGGAACAUGGCACGGGCUGUUGCAGGUCACAGGCGUUUCCUUGGCCAUAGGAAGACAAUCAGCCCUGAUAGGAAAGCACUAGUUCGCUUGUUUGACAAAGUGGCUAGUAGAUUACUAGAGGAAGGGGAGAGGCUAUCACAAAAGAUAAUAGAUAUCCACCAGAAAAGACAAGGCUCUCCACGGAAACGAAAAGGUCCGGUCUCAGGAACAAAGGGCAAAGACAGGUUCCGGUCAGAAGAGGCAUUUUAUGAGAACCCUUUUCCUGACUGCCUGUGUCAACCAGGGCCUCCAGCCCCCUUGUCAGCAUCAAAGUCACACUAAUCAUCAUCCUAACAGAUCCCUGGGUGUGAUUCCAGUGUACAUAGACAGAAAUUAAGAAACACAUAGCAAGGUACACGAUGACGAAUUCUCACUGAUCAGAAAUGUGUAGCUGACAUCAUGGGCUAACUAUUGGUUGGCACGCCAUCGUCCAGCUGUGGCUGAAGUUCUAGCAUGGCUGGGCUUGUUCUGAAGUCAGAACUGCUGGAGGUGGAAGCAGCUGUAUAGGGCUAUAGAGAAGUCACGUGUUUUUGAUUGGGAUAAUUAUCCUAAUUGCUUGUAAGUAGAUGAUAAUAAUAAACAGAGACAGAUAGAAUUACUGGAGCAGCUUGACAAACAUCGCUCAUAUAGGUUUGAGUCUGAUUGGCAGGGGAACUCACAUUUUCUGCUAAUUAUUAUUGUGAUAGUCAUAUUC